Messenger RNA from Meyerozyma guilliermondii ATCC 6260, 876 nucleotides. RefSeq names its product mitochondrial 54S ribosomal protein uL10m. NCBI's taxonomy places the organism in Eukaryota, Fungi, Ascomycota, Pichiomycetes, Serinales, Debaryomycetaceae. The record is from RefSeq and is a predicted model, not a curated record. The transcript has a single exon. Gene Ontology annotation, cellular component: mitochondrial large ribosomal subunit. Gene Ontology annotation, molecular function: structural constituent of ribosome. Gene Ontology annotation, biological process: translation. Bases 1 to 876 code for a protein of 291 amino acids.
AUGCUCCCAUUUAACCUAUUCGUCUUUUCCACUUCCCGUACUUUCUCACCAGCGUGCGCACACCAACUGAAAAUUUCCAGAUUUCAUCCAUUUACGCUGCCUACUGUUCACGCCAUGUUCGCCUUGCGAAGCUUGAAUCGCUUUUCCGGAGCCAUAAGGAGCAGUCUGGUGCUUCUACAUGCCGCCAAAUCCAUAAGUAGUGGGUCCAGCCUACAAAACCUCAGGUUUAAUACCACAUCCACAAACUCCCCAGUGUUCUCCGUCGAGAAUCGAGACACUGGAAAGCAUAUUUGGGCCCGGAAAACCUUCUUGGUCGACUAUUACAAGUACUUGAACGACAACAAUGAAAUUGUGUUAUACGUGCAUCAUAAUAACUUGGUUAGAGCCGACAACAAGCGGUUUCGAUCCGAAUUGAAGAAGGCUGGUGCCCAACUCACCAUCAUCCGUAACAGUAUCUACAGUGUAUAUUUGAGAUCAGAGCAUGAAGAAGACCCAGCAGACAGGGAGACUUCCAAGAAAAACAAGGACGUGGUGCACCCGUUGACGCCGUUGCUCAAUGGUCCUACUGGUAUUAUAACCAUUUCGCAAUGUGAUCCGCUGGUGGUGUCGCAGACACUCAAGAUUCUCAAGUCUGCUCAAGAAAAACUCAUUUUGAUAGGAGCAAAGAUCGAAAGUAAGGUGUUUGAUAUCGACCAAGUCAACCAAUUCAAGGAUUUGCCCAAUAAAGACCAAUUACAGGGCCAGCUUGCUGGUUUAUUGACCAUCCUUGGAGGUGCUGGUUUGGUAAGAACUUUGGAGUCUCCGGGUACUGCCCUCUACUUGACAUUGGAUCAACGUAAACAGGAUAUGGAUCCAGAGUCGAAUGAUAGCUUGUAA